This is a messenger RNA of Suillus paluster, 1241 nucleotides long. Its product is annotated as BAR domain-containing family protein. The record is from RefSeq and is a predicted model, not a curated record. Bases 88 to 1023 code for a protein of 311 amino acids. NCBI's taxonomy places the organism in Eukaryota, Fungi, Basidiomycota, Agaricomycetes, Boletales, Suillaceae. The transcript is spliced from 7 exons.
GCUGCGGUCUGUUUCGCCGUUACUGUGCAACCCUCUUGCUCAAGUACUUGUAUCAUUAUCAUCAUCCCCAGAACUCAAGAAUACUAAAUGGACGGGUGGAAUAAACUUCAGUCAAGUCUUUCCGGCCUAAACCUGGGGCAGUCUGCCAACAAGCUGGCAAAGGGCUUCAACUCCAGCGUUCAGGCAACCAGGGAGCGUUUAGGCCAAGUUGCUCCAGAUGAAAUUACCGAGUUGCCUCAAGAGUACAAGGACUUGGAGACUCGCGUCGACGCGUUACGUCAGGCACACCUCGCGCUUCUCAAAGUAACGAAGGCUUAUGAGAACGAGUCAUAUGACUACCCGACUCAAAUUCAGGAGUCUAUCUCAGAGCUCUCGACCACUAUUGGCCAUGGCAUCACCAACUUCGCAGCUACAAACCUCAAGGGCACCAAUCUUCCUGCGCCUUCACCUGUCGCCCCUCAACUUGCCCAACACAAGACUCUCCCUCAUGCUCUCGGUCGCGCUGCGACCAACGCUGCCGCUGCCCUGCAACACACCCCUGGCGGCAAUGAGGAUAAACUCGGCAAAGCACUUACCGUGUACGCGGAGGUGUUCGACAACAUCGCGUCGGCUCGCAUUCAGCAAGACGACUCCAUUCAGAGGCAAUACCUCUACCCGUGGCAGACAACGCUUUCAACGUCUAUUAACGUCGCCAUGAAAGCACGCCAAGCUGUCCGCGUCAGCAGACUUGAGUUGGAUGCCGCUAAGCAGACCCUGAAGUCCACAAACCCCGCCAGGCAAGAGCAGGCAAGGCUUGAUGUUGAGAACGCAGAGGAUGACCUCGUUCAGAAGACUGAGGUUGCCAUUACCCUUAUGAAGACAGUUCUUGAGAACCCAGAACCCGUGAAGAAUCUCAAUGAACUUGUGAAAGCUCAGCUGCUGUACUUUGCUGCUGCUGCCGAAGCCCUCUCUUCCGCACAAGGAGAAAUUGAAGAGCUCAGUGUUGCCGCAGAGGGAGAAUACAGGAAGUCCCGCGAUCACUGAAGUGCCCCUGCACUAGAUUUAUGACAUGCCGUUUGUCCGUUCUGUCGCUAGCAUGUCCGUAGUUCUAAUUACCGCUACUGCUGUUGUCCUCGUACGUCUCCGUAUUGCAUACUAUGCCAACUGGAAAUAGAGGUGUACUUCCCCGAUCGACGGUUGAAUUAGCCAUCCAGACUUGUCUAAACCUCCGUGCCCUUCUCGCAGGGUUUGACUUUUCCCAA